This is a messenger RNA of Cuscuta epithymum, 3511 nucleotides long. Lineage: Eukaryota; Viridiplantae; Streptophyta; Magnoliopsida; Solanales; Convolvulaceae. The record is from the annotation of a GenBank genome assembly.
UUAAAUCCAACAAGUAGCAACUCGCAAGCUCGCAUAUAGCUACACUGGAAUAGAGUAUAGACGUCGGCAGCCCCGCACCGCCGGACGCUCGCAUAUAGACUGCGUUGCGCCUUCUCCCGUUCGCCAGUCUGCCCACGCCAAAAGCUAGUCCUGCAGUCCGCCGCCGCCGCUUGCUAGUCGGCCCACUGGCUCCAUCCCUGGGUUAGUCUUUAUUGUAAUUGGCUAAACAAACAAGUAUUAUGGUGAGAUAUUGCGUAUAAAUAGACAUUAAGUUGAAUUAAGCAAUUCUUUUUGGAAAUGUGUAAGUAAAUUCUGUUUCUGAGCAGAAAGAUGGGGGCUUUCCUGGAUAUCUUCAAACGUUCCAGUUAAAAAGUCUGGAAUGCGAGGCGGAAAAUACGACCUUGAGCUCCAUCUACCAGAGAAACUCUCCCCGAAAGCUCUCUUAAAACUUUUAAAAUGCGAGAAGAACCCAAGCUCGGCACUCUCCCUGUUUGAUAUUGCGAGUCAGCAUCCCGGGUAUGCACAUGAUGAGGCUGUCUUUCAGUACAUCCUCCGUCGCCUCUCCACCGACCGAAGAUUUGCCCCACACCUUUCUCGGAUCACUGAGAUGAUUCGGGCUCAGAAAUGCCGGUGUUCAGAGGAUUUAGCGCUUGCUGCUAUCAAAGCAUACUCCAAAAACUUCAUGGUUGAUAAAGCGAUAGAGGUUUUUCAAAAUAUGAAGGAGCAUUUCGGCUGUCUACCCGGAGUCAGGUCUUACAACAGUAUGCUCAAUGCAUUCGUGCUUUCGAACCAAUUGGAUAAAGCAACACUGUUUUUCAAACACUUUGAGGCAAUGCCCGUUUCUCCCAACACUGAAACUUACAAUAUCUUAAUUACGAUUGCGUGUAAAAGGCGGAAACUUCGCCAGGCAAAAGAGCUUCUGAAUUUGAUGUGGGAUAGGAAUUUGAACCCUGAUGUGUACAGUUAUGGAACAUUGAUCAAUGGACUUGCCAAGAAUGGCGAUCUGAAUGAGGCAUCGGAAGUGUUUGAUGAAAUGUUUGACAGAGGAGUGAUACCAGAUGUGAUGUGCUACAAUAUUUUAAUGGAUGGGCAUUUUAAAAAGAGUGACUCCACAGCUGCUAAGCAGAUAUGGGACAGGUUAAUACAUAGUGAGUUAGCUUAUCCAAAUGCAGUUAGUUAUAAUGUGAUGAUCAGCGGCCUAUCUAGAUGUGGGAAAUUCAGCGAGGCAUUGGAAAUAUGGAACCGGAUGAAGAUAAAUGAGGUAAAAAUGGAUGUCUAUACAUACAGCUCAUUAAUUCACGGGUUGUGUGAGUCAGGGGAUAUCAAUGGCGCCGAGAGGCUCUAUAAGGAGAUGACUGAGAGUGGGGUAUUACCAGAUGUUGUCAUUUAUAAUGCAUUGCUUGAUGGGUACUUCAAGUUUAAGAAUAUUCACUCUUGUUUUGAUCUAUGGGAGUUAAUGGGGAAUCAAGAUUGUCGAAAUGUUUGUAGUUUUAAUAUAUUCAUGAGAGGUUUGUUUGAGAAGGGAAUGGUGGAAGAAGCCAUUUCUGUUUUGGUCCUCUUACAUGAGAAUGGCUAUGCUGCUGACCAAACGACAUAUGGGAUUUUGGUUCACGGGGUUUGCAAAAAUUUAAAUGUAAGCAUGGGUCUAAAGGUGCUAAAGAAAGCAGAGGAGGGUAAAGGAGAGCCAGAUUCUUAUAUUUAUUCUUCUAUCAUUAAAGGGUUGUGCAGUGAAGGAAGAUCAUGUGAAGCAGCUAACAUAAUUGAUCAGAUGGGAAAGAGUGGGCGGAAAGUAAACCCAUCUAUUUCAAAUGCACUACUUAGUGGCUUUAUCCAAGGUAAUAAGAUUGGUGACGCAUUGAAGUUUUUUGAUGAGCUAGGAAAUGGUAAAAACUUCUUAAUAAAUGUAGUAACCUACAACAUCCUUGUUGAUGGUUUAUGCAAAGCUGAAAGAUUUGAUGAGGCCUAUGACACUGUCAAGGAUAUGCUUCACAAAGGGUGGAAGCCUGACGUCAUCACAUAUAGCUUAUUAAUCAACGGUCUAUGCAAAUCUGGAAAGUUAGACACGGGGAUGAACUUGUGGGGUCUUGUUCUGAAAACAGAGGGUAUUAAGCCCGAUACAACUAUGGCUAAUAUUAUGAUUCACGGUCUUUGUUCUUGUGGAAAACUUGAACAAGCAUUGCAUAUGUAUCUGAAGAUGCAACAGUGGGGUUGUGUACCUAAUCUAGUCACACUCAACACUCUCAUGGAGGGAUUUUACAAAGUUAGGGACAGGCGAAAUGCCAUUGUGAUUUGGGCCAGAAUUUUCAGAGGCGGGUUUCUGCCCGAUAUUAUUUCUUACAAUAUUGCUCUUAAAGGGAUUUCUUUUUGCAAUCGGAUAUCUGAUGCCAGAUUGUUCUUGAAUGAUGCUCUGAGUAGGAAGGUGUGCCCCACUGUGAUUACAUGGCACAUACUUGUCAGAGCUGUCAUUUAUAAUGGAAUUCACUGUGAUAAUGUGGAUUUGUCUUCCAGGCCAAAAACUCACAAUAUCGAGAAGAUAUGAUAGCUGGACCACGAUCUUCUCCCCAGAAGGCUGUCUAUACCAGGUUGAAUAUGCAAUAGAGGCAAUUGGAAAUGCUGGAAGGCCAUAGGCAUACUGUCCAAAGACGGAGUUGUUUUGGUCGGCGAAAAAAGGUCACUUCCAAGCUUCUCCAGACCUCGACUUCCACAGAGAAGAUGUACAAGAUCGACGACCACCUGGCCUGUGCAGUCGUUGGAAUAAUGUCAGACGCCAACAUCCUCAUCAACACAGCCAGGGUCCAGGCCCAGCGUUACACUAUGUCUUACCAAAAACCCAUGCCUGUCGAACAGCUGAUCCAGUCGCUCUGCGAUACCAAACAGGGUUACACCUAGUUUGGUGGUCUCUCUCCGUUCGGGGUUUCCUUUUUGUUUGCGGGCUGGGAUAAAAACUACGGCUUCCAAUUGUAUGAGUGAUCCAAGUGGGAACUAUGGGGGCUGGAAGGCGGCUGCGAUUGGGGCAAACAACCAGGCAGCACAGUCGAUGUUGAAGCAGGACUAUAAGGAUGAGAUCACGAGGGAUGAGGCUGUUCAGCUUGCUCUUAAGGUGCAUAGCAAGACGAUGGAUAGCACUAGUCUUACCUCUGAGAAGCUUGAGUUGUCUGAGGUUUUCCUUUGUAAAGGUAAGGUUAAGUACAUGGUUCACUCACUGGAGUCGCUCGAUAAAUUGCUGGUCUAAGUACAUGGCUUGACCCAACCCACUCCUGAGACCUAAUUAACGCUCUUCUUGCUUGCUUGCUGUGUAUGACUUCUUGAAUCAGUUCCCUCUUUAUUUAUAUUUCCAGACCAAACUUGUGUGUUUUUUAGAAGUAACUUCAUAACUGCUGUUCGUUUACCAUUGGCAUCUUGCCUCAUCAUAUGUGGGAUUGUUGAUUCAAUCAGUAUUGCUGCUUUAUUUAAUCGGACGGCUGCUCUGUAGUACAUGCCAGAUCAUGAAGUUCAACGUCUCUGAUGUUUU